Molecule: messenger RNA, 1826 nt
Organism: Papaver somniferum (opium poppy)
Lineage: Eukaryota; Viridiplantae; Streptophyta; Magnoliopsida; Ranunculales; Papaveraceae
Product: receptor like protein 29-like
Exons: 1
Coding region: 171-1565 (464 amino acids)
Molecular function (GO): protein binding
Source: RefSeq, a predicted model, not a curated record
CUCAAACAAUGCCAUGACCCCACCGUCUUUUCAAUCACAUCUUCUCCAACACCUCUCUCACAGUCUCACCUCUGUCCGCCUCCAAACCCUUCUUUACUCAUAAGAUAUGAACUCCAAUACUAAAAUCAUCCAAACAACAACAACUAAAUCCUGCAACACUUCUCUCAACAAUGUCUCCACUGAUUACUACCAUUCCUCUACUCCUCUUCUUCUCCCUGCCUUGUUUUCUCUCUACCACUACUAAUGUCCAUCCUAAAAAACAGAACCCAAAGAUCAACAACAAUACUCUUCAAACAAACAUGGAUCCAUUUGAACAAGACACCUUGUUUAAAAUCAUGGAAUCCAUGUCUUCCGCUAGGAAUUGGAGAGUUUCUAAUCCUAAUCCAUGCAAACCGGGUGCUUCAUGGCCUGGUUUAGAAUGCAAAACUAAUAACAAAGAUGCUCAUUAUCAUGUUAUUAGACUUGAUUUUGGUUCUCCACCCAAUCCAACUUGCAAAAAAACAGCUACAUUUCCUUCUCAGAUAUUCAACCUUCCUUACCUUCAAUCAGCUUUCUUCUUUCACUGUUUCACUCUUACUAAGACAACUCUAAAAAUCAUUUCUUCUUCUUCUUCUUCUCCUUCUACGCUUCAACAGUUAAGUCUAAGAUCAAACCAAGCUUUAGUAGGUCCGAUUCCACCACAAAUCUCUUCACUAAAAUCUCUUGAAAUCCUUACAUUGUCACAAAACCAACUGCACGGAGAAAUCCCAGUGGAAGUCUUUAGUUUACCAUCUCUUAUACAUCUUGAUUUAAGCUACAAUUCUCUCCUUGGAACUAUUCCCAACCAAAUGGGUAACCUUAGAAACCUUGUAGGACUUGACUUGAGUUAUAAUUCACUUUCUGGCACAAUCCCUACGACAAUUGGAAACUUGGAUCUACUUCAAAAACUCGAUUUAAGCUCAAAUUCGCUUACCGGAGCCGUUCCGGAAACUGUAGAGAAGCUCAAGCUGUUGGCAUUUCUUGCUCUUAGCAAUAACAGAUUUAAAGGGAAAUUUCCGAAAGGAAUAACCAAGCUAGAGAGCUUAGAGUACUUAUUAAUGGAUGGUAAUUCAAUGUUCAUGUCACUGCCAAAUGAGCUCGGGAAUUUAGUGAAGUUGCAGGAACUUAGACUUGGUAAUUCAGGUUAUUCCGGGGAGAUUCCGACAAAUUUUUCUCGUCUUAUGAAUCUGAGUACAUUAUCACUUGAGAAUAACAGAUUAACAGGUGAGAUUCCAGUUGGUUUGAGUAAUUUAUCUCAUAUAUAUCAUUUGAAUUUGAGUAGGAAUAUGCUAAGUGGCGUUGUUCCUUUUAAUAAUGGUUUCUUGAAGAGGUUAGGAAGAAAUCUUGAUUUAAGUGGAAAUCCAAAACUUUGUUUAAACGCGUCUCAAGAUGGUGUGAAGAUUGGUACUGUCAAUGUCUGUGGAUCAAGUAGCAAAAAUGGUUAUCUUAUUCAACAACCAUUCAGGAAAUCUGAUGCUUCUCCAUGUGCUUCUUUCAGUUUAUUUAGUUUUAUUACUGUUUUGGGAAUUUAUCAGACAUUAUUUUAGUUUGGGAACUUUCUAUUAUUAUAUAUUAUAUACCGUCUUUGUGUGUGUGGAAUUUGUGGAUGUCAUGGAACUUGCCUGGUUUUCUGUAGUUUUCUCUGCAACUUCAGGCUUUCUUCCUUCCCUGCGAGUUUCGUAACUUUGAUUUUUUAAGUCGAGUUUAAUACAAAUUUUUUUGCAAAGUUUUCAGCUAAGUUUAGCAGUUUUGAUUCCCUAAACUGUAUUAAUGUUGAAUAAUUUGUCUCUAGCAGUAUAUUUGUUAGA